UGGCUGUGUAGCGUUCUGUUCUUCGGGCAUCCCGCUAUUUAUUUGUCGAUAGGGAAGACACUGAUCAAGGUGGCAGAAGCAGAAAAGCGCCUGGGAGCCGCAGAGAGGGAUUUUAUCCACACGGCCUCCAUCAACUUCCUUACACCCCUGCGCACCUUCCUGGAAGGGGACUGGAAGACGAUUUCGAAGGAGAGGCGGCUCCUCCAUAACCGGCGUCUGGACCUGGAUGCCUGCAAAGCGCGGCUGAAGAAGGCCAAGGCCGCAGAAGCCAAAGCCACGGCGGUGCCUGACUUUCAGCAGACUAGACCUCGUAAUUACAUUCUCUCGGCCAGCGCCUCCGCGACUCUGGAUGACACUUCCCGCCCCCCUUCCUGGGCCGAGUGGAAAGAGGACUAUCCAGGAGGGUGGAGACGGCCCUGUUUUUUCCUUGUGCCUUUGAACCCCAGUGUGACUCGGGCACGAGGCUGCCUUUCUCUGCCGAAGGACAGAAAGCUCUGGAAUGAUGAGGUGGACAAGGCUGAGCAGGAGCUCCGAGUGGCCCAGACAGAGUUUGACCGGCAGGCAGAAGUGACCCGGCUCCUGCUGGAGGGAAUCAGUAGCACUCACGUGAACCACCUUCGCUGCCUCCAUGAGUUCGUUGAGUCUCAGACCACUUACUAUGCCCAGUGCUACCGCCACAUGCUGGACCUACAGAAACAGCUGGGCAGAUUUCCAGGCACCUUCGUGGGCACCACAGAGCCCGCUUCCCCGCCCCUCAGCAGCACCUCACCCACCACCGCCGCGGCCACUAUGCCUGGGGGGCCCUCUGUGGCCGGCCUGGCCCCUCCGGGGGAGGCCGCCCUCCGCCUGGAGGAGGUGGCGCCUCCCGCCAGCGGGACCCGGAAGGCCCGGGUCCUCUACGACUACGAGGCAGCCGACAGCAGCGAGCUGGCCCUGCUGGCUGACGAGCUCAUCACUGUCUACAGCCUGCCUGGCAUGGACCCUGACUGGCUCAUUGGCGAGAGAGGCAACAAGAAGGGCAAGGUCCCUGUCACCUACUUGGAACUGCUUAGCUAAGCAGAUGCCCUCCCAGGCCCCCUGCCCAUUCUGGCCUGGGCAGGAGAGGAUGGGUGCAGCCCUGCCACUUGUCUUGUCUGUUGGUGACCCAGCUGCUCAGGGUGGGGAAACCAACCCCAUCCCAUCCUGCCCCCGGUCCUCCAGC
Molecule: messenger RNA, 1201 nt
Organism: Physeter macrocephalus (sperm whale)
Lineage: Eukaryota; Metazoa; Chordata; Mammalia; Artiodactyla; Physeteridae
Gene: SH3GLB2
Product: SH3 domain containing GRB2 like, endophilin B2
Exons: 10
Biological process (GO): membrane organization
Cellular component (GO): membrane; cytoplasm
Molecular function (GO): protein binding
Source: RefSeq, a predicted model, not a curated record